ACUGAGUCCUUGCACAGACUCACCCUUGUGCUGAUUUUAGGAGCUCAAGGUGCCGUUGGAGUGUUACAGCAAGAGCGGUGCGCAGGAGAGGGGACGAGCCGCUGCAGCGCAGAUUCUUCUUCCACUUGAGCCGCUGGACUGAAGAAGGGGUCUGAGGUCCCUGGUGGAGAAAAGGAGGCGAGGAGGAGGAGGAAGAGGUUUCCCUUGGACUCUAAGCCAUCAAACCAGAAAACCAAACCAUGUCACAGGUCAUACAAAACCACGUGUUGCGUGUUGGACAGACCGUGUGCGUUUCCUCGCAGGAGGAAAGCAAGAGCUUGCACCCGGGGGGGUACCCGGGCUGCUCCGCGCUGCCCAUGAAGUACGCCUACUACUCGACGGAGGGCUGGGCUGCCCCGUCCGCAGGGGUGGCCACCAACACGCGCCUGCUUCCCGCCCCAGGGCUGUACGGAGCCCACCCCGUGCUCGAGCGUGUGGCUGCUCACGCGCAGGGGAAGGGGCAGCAGGACCCCUCAUCAGAGACACCCGCUGCCCCGUAUCAGCUGAAGGAGGAGGGGGACACCGGCACGGACCUCGAGGCUCACGUGGUGUCUCCUACCUUGGACAUAUCAAUAGAGAGUCUCAACCAGCUGAUCCUAGAAAUCGAUCCGACCUUCCAGCCGCUCCCGUGCAAGCCGGCGAAGGAUGUGGUUCAACCUCCUUCCCAGGGCGAUGCUGCUGCCACCAGGAAACAAGGGCCGGAGGCAAUAGACAUUAAAUACAUAGAGAUGACGCCGGGCAGAGCCCCGUGCCCCGAGCUGCUGCAGGGCUCCCCCAGCCCCUCGGCCACGCCGUUCUCGAGGUCCCCCCAGGGCAAUGGCUUCCUGCCCCAAAAAGGGCUUCUCAGAGGCAACUACAGCACCAGUGGCAGCGUGGUUUUCUCGAGCCCUCCUGGACCCGCGAGCCCCCGCUCAGGCACCCUGAGCUGCGCCGCGUCCCCGCCCUGCAGCAAAGCCUCCGAGUGCAUCGCCGUGCCCGCGCAGGGCCGGGCAGACAGCAUCUCCUACGGCCCCAGUGCCCUCGGCACCUCCCCGGGCUUCGGCAAUUUCCUGAAGCCCGUGCACAUGGUGAGGGCCCAGCAGAGGAGCAGCUGGGUCUCCCUGCUCUCCACGAGCCCCGGGUCGGACACCAGCUACAUCCUCGGAAGCAGCACCCACUCGCUCCACACCGACGACGGGGAUGCUCACGCCGCUGCCUGCUGCUCCGCUGAGUGCCCGUCCCCUGCCAGCCCCCUGGGCAGCCCCUGCCCACCUUCCCCGAGGUCUCACUCUGGAGGAGCCUUUGGGCUGAGUCCCCCCCAGCCCAGGGCAGGCUGCUCUGCCAAAGUCAACACCUCGCUGUCCCAGAAGGGCCAGGCCAGCAGCUGCCCCCCCUCCAUCCUCAACUCCGCAGCCGACAUCCCCGUGCUGCUGGUCAACGGGUGCCUGGAACAAGGAGACGUGUCCUCUGGGCUGGCCAAAGUGCCCCCCAGCUCUGUCACGCAGACCCCCCCACCCGGCUGCAGCCCGCCCUCGAGGUUCGGUGGCCUGAACAACGCGCUGUCUGCACCGGCGCUCUCCUGCCUCUCGGACAGUCCCCUCAGGGCUGGGCAGCCCACCAUGAAGUUUGUGAUGGACACAUCGAAGUACUGGUUCAAGCCGAGCAUAACCCGGGACCAAGCAAUCCAGCUGCUGAAGGACAAGGAGCCAGGCACGUUCGUUGUGCGGGACAGCACGUCGUACCGGGGGUCUUUUGGGCUGGCGAUGAAGGUUCCCGUCUCUCCGUCCGGCAGCCAGACAGAUCUCGCCGACGGAGUUGACGGCCCUGACGGCACCGCCGAGCCCGCGCUGACCCCGCCGAGGAGAACUGCCGUGUGCAACGUCCUGUACCUCAGCUCGGUGCACAUGGAGACGCUCACGGGAGCCCCGGCCAUCCAGAAAGCCGUCUCCUCCACCUUCGAGCUGGAGACCCUGCCCACUCCCACCCUCGUGCACUUCCGAGUGACCGAGCAGGGCGUCACGCUGACGGACGUCCAGAGGAGGGUGUUCUUCAGGCGACACUACCCCUUGGCUGCCAUCAGGUUUUGCGGGACGGACCCUCAGAACAGAAAGUGGCAGAAGUACUGCAAGUCUUCGAGAAUCUUUGGGUUCGUGGCCAAAAGCCAGACAGAUUCGGAGAACCUCUGUCACCUGUUUGCAGAAUACGACACCGUGCAGUCAGCGUCGCCUGUCAUCGACCUUCUCUGCACGCUCCUGCCAGGCCCGUAGAGGACAGAAACUCCGGGACAGCUCAGGGCUGGCAGCUGCCCCCCCCCCGCUGCGAGCUUCUGCUGCUCACCCUCUCCUGCUUCCGGGUUGCAUUUUGGCAACACCUCGUAUUUAUAUUUUUUUGUUACGUACCAUCACGUCAAGAGUCUCAGUUACAGAUUUCAUGCUGUGGUGGGAUGAGGCGUUUCUCCGAGACCCUCUGCGGGGUGUCACAGGGCAGCGCUCGCCGCGGUGGCCGGCGUGGGCCAGCUGUCCCCGAGCAGUUGUGCCAGGCCCGGAGCAGCUGGGAGCUGCCCCCCCCCACCCCGCCAGCACCCUUCCCUUUGCUCCGCAGGACUGAGAAACUCUGGCUGAGAUUUCUGCCGGCAACGGGGGCUCAUGCCAGUGCUCAGGGCGCCCAAGCUGAGGAGCUCAGCUCCCGCCUUCGGAGACUCAGCCCUAACCCCCCCCAGGGCCACACGAGGGGAGGUCUGGUGAGGGCAGGGGGGGGGGACUCACCUCUCUGACCAGCUUCAGGAGGCGGUUUUGCAAAUCAAAGUGUAUAAAAUGACCAGGCCCUGCUGAAAAACCCGGCUUCCCUCAAAGGGCAAGACACCGCCAUGGCAGAGCGGCGUAUUUUUUGCCUGGUGCUGGUAAAUUCUCCUGCCCUUUUUUGCAGAGCGGGGUUACAGGCUAGCUCAACCUCCAGGCACCGCGGCAAAGCCGAGAAAUAAAUGUUGACAUUUUCAUGACAGUAAAAUGUUGGAUUUUUGGAAAUGACUUGCAUGAAUUUGGGCCAGAUCCUCAGAUGACGUAAAUUGGCGCAGCCUCGUGGAAGUCAGCGCUGCCCUGAUUUACACCAGCUGAAGAUUCAGCUCUUGCCGGAAUCUCGGAGCGGAGCAGAGCGGCUCCGAGUCCGCGCAGUCGCCUCCCUUAGCGCUCGCUUACCUCGUGCCUCUGCGUUGUUUUAAUUUUGGGCCCUGUGCUAACAAACCCUGCUGAGGUGCAUUUUCAAUAAAGCCGAGGAUCGUUUCUCUCGCCACGAACGCUGCGGAGUCGUUAGCGACUGGAGCGCGUCGCUCUGCUCUCCCCGG
This is a messenger RNA of Athene cunicularia (burrowing owl), 3358 nucleotides long. It is a transcript of the gene TNS4, whose product is annotated as tensin 4. The coding region runs from base 240 to 2285 and encodes 681 amino acids. Lineage: Eukaryota; Metazoa; Chordata; Aves; Strigiformes; Strigidae. Gene Ontology annotation, molecular function: protein binding. The transcript has 11 exons. The record is from RefSeq and is a predicted model, not a curated record.